This is a messenger RNA of Giardia duodenalis, 1491 nucleotides long. Its product is annotated as Ankyrin repeat protein 1. The record is from RefSeq and is a predicted model, not a curated record. Lineage: Eukaryota; Fornicata; Diplomonadida; Hexamitidae. The transcript has a single exon. The coding region runs from base 1 to 1491 and encodes 496 amino acids. Gene Ontology annotation, molecular function: protein binding.
AUGCAUACGGGGCCUAUUAGUGCCAAUGCAGCAACCCGCAAUAGCCAUAGAAGGCUGCUCAUACCGCUUCCUUCUAACUCUUUUUUACCUCCGCUGCUCUCUCAAAAUUGUCUCCAAGCUUUUGUUGCUAUGCGCCACGUCAAUAUAACACCUAUUUAUAGCGUUUCUCCCUGCAGUGAUAAGGUGCUUCAGGUUUGUACUGAGCCGUGCGUUUCAUGCACACUACGUCACGUAAUCGACGAGCUUUCGUUUUUGGAGAGUGAAUGUGGCAUUAGGCUGGCAGCAUCCAUUUUUGUCGGGGCCUUGGAAGCAUUGGCUUAUUUAGCUUGUCUCAGUAGAGUGUGGGGACUAGAGUUAGACAUUCAGAAUAUAAAUUGGCUGGAUAUGUUAUGCGUAGAUGACAGAGGGCAGUGGAAAAUAAUUGCCCAUAAGAUGAGUUCUUAUCGGGGUGGUCACAAGCCAUGCAAUAGCAUAUCAGGCACACAUACGCCUUCUAAUAACUUUCGUACUUGUGAUGAAAUAGCCCACAUGUGUUUACCCGGUAUGCAGUCACUGGGACUUAUUAUAUUGAAUUUACUAGUUGCUGGGUCUCGCAUUGACCUAGAGGAAAGUAUAACGCUACGAAGUUGGAAUAAACUUCAAACGGAUAUUGCAUGCUCCCGAAACAAACACGAGAUUCCUGACCUAAGGCUUUUCAUUGAUACGCUCAGUAUCAUAUGGGACGAAAACUUCAACCAGCCUGUACAUCCAUAUCACAUACUCACGCGCCUUCUGCCCAUUCUUCAGACAUACAUGAAAGACGAAUCUACUAAAAGCGGAGCAGUGGACCCUGAACACAGAAGAAAAUCAAAAUACUCUCCGCUUAUGCUCGGUGUCUUAUCCAAAGACUAUGAGCUCGUGCAAAGACACAUUUCGUAUGCAGGUUGUAGAACAGCAUCAGGAAUGACAGCCCUUAUGAUGGCGGCAAGAGACAAUUUUGUAGAAGCCGUACAGAUUCUACUUCCCCAUGAAGCACACUAUAAAACGUUUUUAGGGACUAGAUUUGAGAGUAGAACAGCACUGAUGUUCGCAACCCACAACCGCAACUACGACUCCAUGCAUAUACUCUAUGAGCAAGAAGCUGGAAUCGCUAAUGUCUAUGGGGCCACAUCCUUAAUGCGUGCAGCUCAAAAUGGAGAUUGUGUAGCAGUUGAGAUACUCAUGAAGCGCGAAGCAGGAAUGGCUAACUACACAGGGUUUACGGCACUGAUGAAUGGAGCCACAAAAGGCUUCACCAAAAUUGUAAGUUUGCUGCUCCCAUUUGAAGCAGGAGGAGUUACAAAUGAUAAGCACGAAUGGGGAAAGGGCCAUUCUGCCCUUUCGCUGGCGGCAAUGAAUGCUAACAAAGAGGUAGUUUUGUUGUUAUAUGAAGUUGAGCGACAGUUACUUAAGUCUCGGUGCAUAUUAACAUCCGGAAAAACAGUGAUAGAGGAGCUUAUUGAAGGAAAGUAG